Metopolophium dirhodum (rose-grain aphid) is the source of this 3427-nucleotide messenger RNA. RefSeq names its product cytokine receptor-like. The record is from RefSeq and is a predicted model, not a curated record. The transcript has 13 exons. Bases 388 to 2664 code for a protein of 758 amino acids. Gene Ontology annotation, molecular function: protein binding. Lineage: Eukaryota; Metazoa; Arthropoda; Insecta; Hemiptera; Aphididae.
GUCGCGUUCGCUCAGUGUUUCCAAACUGUCGUAUGGUUUUCGUAUAGUGCAAUGAUUUUAUCAUGUCUCGAGCUUACACUAUAUAUGUUAUACCUACAUUUUUUUUUGUAAUUUAACUCUUAGUUAGUUUAAGUAUAUUAUUACAACAAAAAAUAAUUUUAUUUCGUCUGUGAUUGUUAUUGGACGUUGAUCAAUAUUGGUGAUUUUAGAUCGCGGUCUUAACCACUCGGGCGCGGUGGUCGCGGGGUAUUAAUGUAACGAAUUUGCUGUAAAAAAUUGUAUUGCAAAAAGAAAACGAAAAAAUUAAGAUCAGUCGGCAACCACUAUACGAGCCGGCCUGUAACAAAAUAUAACUAUAUCGAGGUGAUCUGCAGUAGAGGUGUAAUCAUGGUACAUCGACAGUAUAAAGUUGGAACUUUCAAACACAAACUGUUUACAAUGGGACAAAAAUGGAUUGAUGGAUUAUUAAUAAUACUAAUAUUAGUUGAGUUUUCAAAUUCAUCAAAUAGUUGUGGUCCCGGCAUAUAUUCAUCUGGAAGAACUUCUCCGAUUGGUGAAAUUUUUAUCGAAUACAACAGCAGUACUCCAUUGGAAAUUUUAUGCAUUUUAAAUCCUAACCACGAUCAAUUACAGAAAGUGUCGAGUGAUUAUGCUGCCGAUGGUAACAAAUCAGAACUUCUAAGCCACAGAAUCAGGUUCUAUAGGAACGAUGAACGUAUGCCCGAACAAUAUGUGUCAAUCAUCAACUCAACGACAGCCCAAUUACGCGUACUUAAUCCGCCAGCUAGUUCCGAUGUUUAUAAAUGUGUGGUAUGUUUGGAUAAAAACAACCACUUUGUUGAACCAUCCAAAUCGUUUGGUACUUCAAUCAAUAACACUCUACAAAAAAACAUUGUAAACACUGUUGAAUCGCAUCCAAGUGAUUCACAUGAUUCACACGACGACUGCAUUGGUGUGUGUCUUAACAAUGUUUUUGUUGGAUAUAAACCGUUCAACAUUACAAAUUUCUCUUGUAUCUCUAACAACUGGGAAAGUUUAACGUGUAAUUGGACUAAACCGGAGAACCCGAUAAAAACUAACUAUAAAAUAUACUUUAGAUUGCCUGGUCGUUCAUUUAGCAGAAGUAUCUUUAAUUGUCCUACAGACUCGGAUAUCAAAAAUAAUACAUGUUAUUGGGAUUUAUCUACUACACCGCUAUACAGACAAUCAUACGAGUAUUACUAUUUCACAAUAGCCGGCCACAAUGCACUGGGAAAAUCGUCAACGUCAAUUCGUUUUCACCAUUACGCCAAUAUAAUUCCGGCGGCACCUAAAAUAAUUUCAAUGGUUGAUCAAACAGAAUCGAGUGUCGAGUUGUCGUGGUCUUUAGGAACAAUGUCUUUUUACUCACACGGAUUAAUUUAUAAGAUUCAAUACGAAUCUCAAUGGAAUUCCAAUCCCGAACACUUGAAUUCUAUAUUUGUAAGUCACAACUCUAAACCGCAAUCGACAACUAACCAAACCACUUCAGUCCAAGUCGACAACCUAACCUUCAACGUCACUGGUUUGGAAUAUCCGUUUACGGUUUACGUUUUUUGCAUAUACGUUCGGACGGCGCUUUCUGUUGGGGACGAUAAGUGGUCUGCUCCUUGUUGCAUCCAUGCCGAAACCAAGCCCACAAUUCCUAAAAGACCACCACGAACUGACAUUGGAAGCUUUGAAUAUGUCAUUUCGCCAUCAGACAAAUCCAAAAGGGACAUUGUGAUUUAUUGGCAAACUAUUGAAGACUACGAAAAAUGUGGUGAAUCGUUUGAAUAUAUUGCUUACUAUAUUCAUACCACAGCAGAUAAACAAAUCACCACUUACCGUAGCGAUAAAACAGAAAAGAAUUACGCCAAGUUUAAUAGUCUCAGUACCAGCAUCGGAUACGAAUUUAUAGUCAUCUCAUACAAUAAAGAAGGUUCAUCUAUGGAAUGUUCAAGGGUUUACGUACCUAGCGAAUCAGACACACUCCAUAAACCAGAAUCUUUCAAGAAAAAUGUAUUUGACAAACAAGGUAUUUUUGAACUAUCCUGGAAAAGCGCCGAUUCUCAGAAAUUGUCUACUGAAAAUAAACUAGAUUAUUAUACUUUAUUUUGGUGCGAAAAAGACCUGAUCAAUCCUCUGCAGUGUAAUGGUUAUAUGAACUGGGUGCAUGUACCAAUUUCAGUAUCUCGUUACAAUACUACCGUGUUCGAUAAGAUGGAAAAAUAUAUUUUUGCAAUAAGCGUUAACAGCGCAAAACCGAUGAGAAAUGGUUUCGAUAACCUUAAAGCUAGCAGUAGCGGAAUGGUCUGGGAAUCAUUCAAUGACAAUGUAAAGAACGUUUGGGUUAGUGUGAUUGGUUCGACGUUUGUGGGUUUGAGCUGGAAAGUCUACUGUGACGACAAGACUGGUUUAGUUGUUGGAUAUCACAUAUUUUACUGUCCCAUAAUAAUUGACAUAAGUAUUCCCCUUUGCAGAGAACCUAUGACAGCCAAGACAGUAAGUGAAGUCCAUCAAAACGAUUGCAAAGGUUCUAUAUUAGUUUCAGGUUUAAGGCCCCACACCUUAUACUUAAUAGCCAUUGCAAUUGUUACGAGCAGCGGUGAAACUAUAAAUUUUGAUACAAACAUCAAAACAUUAAGUGGACCAAUAUUAAAAUGACAAUCAAAAUGUAAUAAAGUGCACAUAAUAUUAUUUUUUUUCAACUACUGUUUUAACCUUCUGUUUGUCAGAAUCCUAUUAUUUUUAUUAUUAUUAUUAGUAUUAUAUGUAAGUACUUAAAACAAAUAUUAGGCUUCAUUUGGGGAAAUGUUACAAUUAGGGCCCGGAUGUUAAUGACUUUCGCAUCUUCUGUAACAUUAUAAUUAGUUUCAAUAACAUACAAAUCUAUACAACGAAAUUUUAUUUUGCAGUUUUUGCGUUUUAUUCAUUCUUAAAACAUGUGUGUGACUUUCAAGGUAAUUUUUUGAAGUUUUAGGGCAUUUUUUAUUUUUUUUGUCCUUAUUAUAUUAUUUUCCACAAAUUUGUUAUUUAAAGAUCUCUAAAUCACGUAGAUAUGUUUAUAAGUUGUAAUUUUUAAUAUAAAAUAAAUAAAUAACUGUAUUAACUUCAAUAGUUUGAUGAGCGCUUUUAAAGUAUUUAGAUCAUUAACAUAUUAUACAAAACUGUAGAGCAUUUUUAUAGGUUUUUAGGGCAUCAACAUCCGGGACCUAGUUAUGAUUAACUAUUUAAAUUUCAUACAUAUCAUUAUUUCAAUAUUGAUAACUUAAUGUAUAUUAUUAUAUUACAUUAUUCUAAUUAUAUUAAUAUUAUAACGUUCAUUAAACGUUGCAUUUUCAUAUUAUUAACUAUUUAUUUUUUACUAAGGCUUUUGUAUUGUCGUAUACGUCGUUCGUUCCUGACGUAUACUAAUAAAUAAACACAA